Macadamia integrifolia is the source of this 2796-nucleotide messenger RNA. RefSeq names its product ABC transporter C family member 3-like. The coding region runs from base 1 to 2796 and encodes 931 amino acids. Gene Ontology annotation, molecular function: ATP hydrolysis activity; ABC-type transporter activity; ATP binding. Gene Ontology annotation, biological process: transmembrane transport. NCBI's taxonomy places the organism in Eukaryota, Viridiplantae, Streptophyta, Magnoliopsida, Proteales, Proteaceae. The record is from RefSeq and is a predicted model, not a curated record. The transcript is spliced from 8 exons. Gene Ontology annotation, cellular component: vacuolar membrane; plant-type vacuole.
AUGGUGGCACUAAUAGAAGCAUCAACAUGGGCAAGAUUUUCAUCUUUUAUACAAGCAGAAAGCGCAACAGAGCAACAAGGUUUAACUACAUCUAAGGAUGAUAUUGAGACUUCAAUAUUAGUCUUUAAGCCUUUCUGGAAAACGUGGAAAUGGUUGGAGAAAGAAGAUGAAGAUACCCAUAUUUUGGAUCCUCUUUUGAAAAUUAGUUCGCAUAGAAGCAAUGGUGAUGACAAACAAGGAUCAAGGGUCGAUGGAGAGAGUGUAACUCUUUAUGCAAAUGCCAAUCUUAUUAGUAUUUUUACUUUCACUUGGAUGGGCCCUUUGCUUGCACUUGGGUAUAAAAAAACAUUGGACUUUGAAGAUGUUCCGCAGCUUGCCAAUUGUGAUAGCGCCAACAUGGUCUUUGCUCAUUUUAACGAUAAACUUGAAUCUGAUGGUAAUAACAAUGGUAAUGGUCGUCAAAUAAGUAACCUCAAGUUGGUGAAGGCAUUGAUACUUUCAACGUGGAAAGAAAUUCUAUGGACAGCUAUAUUCUCCAUUGUAUGCAUAUUGGCUUCUUAUGUUGGACCAUAUCUUAUUUAUGCAUUUGUUCAAUAUCUCAGUAGCCCUCACCAAAUAAAAUAUAAAGGCUAUGUGUUAGUAUUUAUUUUCUUUCUUUCAAAGCUCAUAAGGUGCAUCUCAGAGAGACUUUUGUUCUUUCAAUUACGAAAGAUGGGAAUUAAGAUUCGUGCUAUAUUGUUCUCAUUAAUCUAUAAAAAGGGUCUCAGACUUUCAAGCCAAUCAAAGCAGGGACACACUAGUGGGGAGAAUAUUAAUUUGAUGAGUGUUGAUGUUGCAAGGAUUGGUCUUUUCAGCUGGUACUUGCACAAUAUAUGGAAAGUUCCUGUUCAGAUUAUUCUAGCAUUAUUGAUCUUGUACGAGAGACUUGGGCUAGCUUCACUUGUAGCUUUUGUUGCUACAAUUAUUUUGAUGUUGGCAAAUGUUCCACUUGGAAAACUACAAGAGAAAUUUCAGAAAGAACUUAUGGAUUCAAAGGAUCAACGAAUGAAUGUGACAUCUGAGGCUCUGAGGAAUAUGAGGAUUCUCAAGCUCCAGUGCUGGGAGAUGAAGUUCUUGGCUAAGAUAACUGAGCUCAGGAACUUUGAAACAAUGUGGAUAAAAAAGUUACUUUAUUCAGCGGCUAUGAUUGCCUUUGUCUACUUAACUACGCCCAUGUUUGUAUCUAUGGUUACUUUUGGAUUCUGUAUGCUCAUGGGAAUUCCGCUAGAAUCAGGAAAGAUUAUAUCUGCAAUUGCAAUAUUUGAGAUAUUACGAGGACCCAUUUAUAAUCUCCCAGACACAAUCUCCAUGGUAGUUCAAACUAAAGUUUCCAUUGAUAGGAUAACCUCAUUCCUCUGCCUCAAUGAUUUUCAUUCAUAUAUAGUACAGAAGCCUCCAAAAAAUGGUGUUGAGAUUGCAGUUGAGAUAAUCAAGGGGAAUUUCGCUUGGGACCUUCAUUCCCCUAAUCUCACAUUGAAAGAUCUUAAUUUUCGAGUGUACCGUGGUAUGAAAGUUGCUAUUUGUGGUUUUGUUGGAUCAGGUAAGUCAAGCCUACUUUCAUGCAUAUUGGGGGAAGUGCCGAAGGUAUCUGGAACUAUUAUGUUGAAUGGGACGAAGGCCUAUAUUGCACAAUCUCCUUGGAUACAAAGUGGCAAGAUAGUAGACAAUAUAUUAUUUGGUAAGGAGAUGGACAGGGAAAGGUAUGAGAUUAUCCUUGAAGCAUGUUCAUUGAAAGAGGACCUAGAAUUGUGUGCCUUUGGGGACCAAACUAUUAUAGGGGAGAGGGGCAUCAACUUAAGUGGUGGGCAAAAGCAAAGGAUUCAGCUUGCACGUGCAUUGUACCAUGAUGCUGAUAUUUAUAUGCUUGAUGAUCCUUUUAGUGCUGUGGAUGCUUACACAGGAGCUCAUCUAUUUAAGGAGUGUCUGCUGAGAAUUUUGGGAUCAAAAACACUAAUUUAUGUUACCCACCAAGUAGAGUUUUUACAAGAUGCUGAUCUUAUCCUGGUUAUGAGAGAUGGAAAAAUUACUCAAGCAGGAAAAUAUAAAGAAAUUCUUAAUUCAGGAACUGACUUUAUGGAAUUAGUGGGCACACAUAAAAAAGCUUUAGCAGACUUUUCUACCCAACAUGAGGAAAAUUUGGAUAAUUUAAUAAUUGGAGAGGAAGAAGGGAACAUUCUGUGUGGUGAGAAUUCUAUUCAAGAUGAUGAAGAAAAGGAACCCAAGAGAUACAAAACAGAAAAAUUGGCUAGGACAGAAGGGCAGCUUGUUCAAGAAGAAAAGAGACAAAAUGGUAGAAUUCUCCAAAUAGCUAGUAGUUACUGGAUGGUUUUGGCUACUUCCACUUCAGAUGAUGUGAGACCACACUUUAGGCAAUCCACUAUCAUCUUUGUAUAUGUCGCUUUAUUCUUUGGCAGCUCUUUUUGUGUACUUUUAAGGUCCAUGCUCAUUGUGACUGCUGGAUGCAAGACAGCGACUCUUCUUUUCAACAAAAUGCAUUUAUGUAUUUUCCGUGCUCCCCUAUCAUUUUUUGAUUCUACUCCGAGUGGAAGGGUUCUAAAUCGGGCAUCUGUAGAUCAAGGUGCAGUUGAUACCACUAUUCCACAUCAAAUUGAAGAAUUUCUUGUCUCAAUCAUAGAAUUUUUGGGGACUGCUGCAGUAAUGUCACAGGUUGCAUGGCAAAUGUUAAUAGUUUUUAUCCCGAUGAGUAUAACAUGCAUCUGGUACCAGGUAUGGCUGGAGUUAACUCCAUCUCUGUAA